This is a messenger RNA of Fusarium pseudograminearum CS3096, 990 nucleotides long. RefSeq lists its product as uncharacterized. The record is from RefSeq and is a predicted model, not a curated record. Gene Ontology annotation, molecular function: 3-beta-hydroxysteroid 3-dehydrogenase (NADP+) activity. The transcript is spliced from 2 exons. Gene Ontology annotation, cellular component: mitochondrial outer membrane; endoplasmic reticulum membrane; lipid droplet. Lineage: Eukaryota; Fungi; Ascomycota; Sordariomycetes; Hypocreales; Nectriaceae. The coding region runs from base 1 to 990 and encodes 329 amino acids.
AUGCCACCUUCAGAAACAGGAACAGUUAUAAUAACAGGCGCAAAUGGUUCUUGCGCUUUAUCAUUCGUCUCUCAUCUCAUAACCCACUACCCACACCUCACUCUUCUCGCAACAGUCCGCGACGCGUCCCCCAGCGAUCCCAACACAGCACGCCUCAACGAGAUAAUCUCAACAUCAUCUCGAGCCUCCAUCGAACCACUAGAUCUGUCCUCCCUAUCAAAAGUCCGCACUUUCGUAGAGAAAACAGCAAAGCGUGUGGAAAGGGGUGAAAUACCAGCUAUAAAAGCCAUUGUCUGCAAUGCCUUCACAAUGUCCCUCAAAGAACAAGUGUACACGGAGGACGGGUUUGAGAGGACGUUUCAGGUGAAUCAUCUGAGUCAUUACCUCCUUGUUCUCAAACUUGUUGGUUCAAUGUCUCAAGAUGGCAGGAUCGUCAUGCUUGGUUCGAACACGCAUUAUACGGAUCGGCCGCAUCCGCUGUUCAGUAUGCGGGUUGGUAUUCCUGAGGAUGUGGAAACGCUUGUGAAGCCAAAGAAGGACACGGUCGGGAAAGACUAUGACCAUGGCUUUCAUAGGUACGGGAUGAGUAAGUUGGCGAAUAUCAUGUUUAUGCAUGACCUCAACGCAAAGCUUGCAAAGAAUCCCAAGCUGUCUGGAAUUACAGCAACAGCAAUGGACCCGGGUGGUAUGGUCGACUCCCGCGCACACAAGAUUCAGAAACCCAUCAUCCGCUUCGCAUUCAGCUUGAUUGUUCUCUUACUACCCAUCACGAAAUACUUCACCGAUGAGUUACGAUCUUCCGCGCAAUCAGGACGAGAACUAGUCGAGUUGGCUGUCGGAGACGAGUAUCAGGGAGAAAAGGGAUAUUUUAUGGGCGCGAGACGGGAGAAAGAGGAUGCGAUCUGCAUGGAUGCUGAAAAGAGAGACAUCUUGUGGAAAGCUUGUUGGGACUGGGCUGGUAUAAAGAAGGAAGAGACUGCUUUGGAGUAG